CCCAGAAUCCGGCAGGAUAUCAUCAAGUCUACAGAUACAGAUGCAUCACUACAGAACUGGGCUAGCGAUGCAGACCAGGUCGUGUUUCCUCGCCCCGACACUGCACCACUACCCCACUUACUAGUAUACGAGGAUGGAUUGAAGUGCGUAGAAUGUGGCUAUAUUUAUCGCCAUAUGAAGAAGAUGCAGGAGCAUGGCCGGAUUCACCAUAGCUGGACGCAAAGCCAUACACGCAGAGUCGGUCGCCCAGCU
Molecule: messenger RNA, 252 nt
Organism: Bipolaris zeicola 26-R-13
Lineage: Eukaryota; Fungi; Ascomycota; Dothideomycetes; Pleosporales; Pleosporaceae
Exons: 1
Source: RefSeq, a predicted model, not a curated record